AUGGCUGCUUUGGUUCAGACGAUUCCGCAACAAAGUGGCACGGUCUCGGUGCUUCAGACUCGUCCUUCGUCGUCCUCGGGCACAUUCACCUCCUCCCAAUCCUCCCCUCCCCAGACCUCCCGGAACAUGUCCUGGAAUACAUACAACACGACGGGCAGCUCGGGCAGCUACAGGGUUGGCCACCCGGUUGUGGCCCCUUACGCGUUUACCAGCACCCCCAACCUCUCCAAUUCGACCACCGCCUCGAAUCGUCAGUCGUGGGCGGGGUCGUUGAGGCCGGCGAAUCGCACCUCUUCGGCCCCCUCUGCUCCUCAGGUGUCGCUGGGCCCGAAUUUCCCGGGAGCGAACUCACGUCAUGUCCAUAAUCCUGCAGCUGGUUCUGUAUCCACAUCCUCCUCCGACUCUUCCCUCCAGUCCUACGUGUCUAAGGACGACACGGCCAUUCCAUCCAGGCAGCUUCGUAGCGAGCCUCCUCUCCGCCCUCUUUCGACCGCCAACCUCCCCUCUCCGUCCUCCCCCUCCUUCAUGAACAUAUCAUCUCCUACUGUGGCUCGCCCCUCCCCGGAUCGGUAUCGCCGAGGCGCUCGGAGGCCCGACAGUGUAGCUGGCACACCCUCGACGACCACGGGGCCUGGCUCUCCGCGCAUGCAACCCGUCACGUCUCUCACAGACGAGCCGAAAGGCUCGGCCCCGGAUGCAUCUCGUAGCGCUGGUCACCAUCGAGUCUCGAGUGCCGACGACACCUCGCGUGCGGAGAAGUCCCACCCCGAGCUCGCGAAGAGAUAUCGUCGCCGCAGUUGGGGAAACAUCGACAACGCUGGUCUGAUUAAUAUGCAACUCCAUCUGCCGACCUCAUCUCCGAUUCCGACCACAGGAGGAAAUGACUAUUUUGAUGAGAAUGUUCGGCCACAGUCUGCCCAGUCCAACCGGGAAUCUCCAGGCAGCCUUCACUCGGCCCACUCGUCGACUUCCUCCGUGCGUUCGACUGCACAAACAGAUUCGGCAUCUUCCCACAAUAAAGCUCCUACAAGACCAUCCCCCUUGUCGCAACCUGUCGCUGCAGAUGCCUCGCCUCCAAAACAGCAACGCCAGCAAACAGAUCGUAAAGAACCUCCUGCGGUAGCGGAGAGCGUCGCGUCUCAACGUCUAGCCGAAAUCACCAAGAAUGAUCCGAAGAGACUCGGGAAAUCCAGGCUGAGGAGGGCCUUCUCGUUUGGUAGUGCGUCAGAGCUCCUCAAGGCCUCGGCACAGACAAAUGCGGGCAAGAGAGAUGCCAUCAUGGCAGAAAAGGCGCGUAGAGAGAUGCUAGAGGAGGAGUUGGGUCCCGAGCAGGCAGCCAUUGCCGAACAGCAAGAAGCCAGCGGGCUGGGAGAGAGCAUUUAUUCUCACCACCAAGGGCGAUUCUUCAAUGCCUCCACCGAUAAUGUGUCAGUUUCGUCCACCGCAUCCUCCGCCUCGAUCAUGCUUCGCAAGAUGGGCAAAGGAAUGAAGCGCUCAACUCGGUCCUUGGUUGGCUUGUUCCGCCCGAAGUCGGUGAUCAGCACGUCGUCCAAUGACGGUGUCGCAGUACAGCCGAUGACACCGCAGUUGUCCGUGGUCAAUGUCGAGGCAGAAAGGAAAAGCGUUUCCGUUAACGCAGACCCACAAGAUCUCCCCCGCGGCGGCACGGUGUUCCCCAAGGUGGAAUCCAAGAACCCCGAUGCGCACGGCAACGAAGACGGAGCGUUCGACAGAUCCCAAUCGCGUAAAAGCAUUGUGGGAGGGGAUCGGGAACGGGCCGAGGUUCUUGCCGCUGUCCGAAAGGGCAUCCUCAAGAAAACCUAUUCCGACUCGGCCAAGCCCACUGGCCCGAAUAAACCGGCAAACGGUAACGACUCCCCGCAUUCCAGCGCCCCCAGCACCCCAGAGGAUCAGAUGCGAUCUGGUAAUCGGCGAUCUGAUGCGGUUCGGAUUGCUGGGGAGGACGACUACCUUACAGAGGGACGUCUGGCGGGUGGCGAGAGCAAGAGCGCGCCGAUCAGCCCGCAAGCCGUGAUGCCCAAGAGCCUCGUCUUCAGUCCUCGGAUCCAGUUCCAUGAAACCUGGCCGAGCGGGGAGUAUGACCGCCGGGGCGACAUCGCCACUUGCAAUCGACUGACUCCUCUGCUCGCCCAGCAGAUCAAGGAGGAGUUGAACAAUUUCAAAAUGGAGAUGGAAGUUCACGAGACCUCGAAAAUCUAUACCCACUUCCUCUGA
Aspergillus terreus NIH2624 is the source of this 2235-nucleotide messenger RNA. RefSeq lists its product as uncharacterized. NCBI's taxonomy places the organism in Eukaryota, Fungi, Ascomycota, Eurotiomycetes, Eurotiales, Aspergillaceae. Bases 1 to 2235 code for a protein of 744 amino acids. Gene Ontology annotation, biological process: actin cytoskeleton organization. Gene Ontology annotation, molecular function: actin binding. The transcript has 3 exons. The record is from RefSeq and is a predicted model, not a curated record.